This is a messenger RNA of Uranotaenia lowii, 1128 nucleotides long. RefSeq lists its product as uncharacterized. Gene Ontology annotation, biological process: rRNA processing. The record is from RefSeq and is a predicted model, not a curated record. The coding region runs from base 134 to 1060 and encodes 308 amino acids. The transcript has a single exon. NCBI's taxonomy places the organism in Eukaryota, Metazoa, Arthropoda, Insecta, Diptera, Culicidae.
GCAAAUAAGGCUCGGCGUUUUGAGCUCGCGGAGAAUUAACAAUCGGCGCAAAGAAAAUCUAUAGAAACAAAAAUACAAUUUUUAUGUGCAAUAUGCAUUCAGACUGACAAUCAAAUUUCGAUACCAUUUCAGCAUGUUGGUCCGAGCCUUCCAGCGGCUGGCAGUUAUCAACAGUGCUCCUGGAAUACGAACAGCCGGGAGCUACUCGAAAUCCGGUAAGGUGCUCAACAAAAUCAUGUACGGUUCCGAACGUGCCGCCAAACGGAAAUGGUACGGAGAGAAAAACCGCGGCACGGGUCUUUCCGGCAGCACUGUUUCACUGAGCGUUUCCGGUGCUUCGGGAGGCGGAAAAUCCUCUAGCCGACGGAUGGCCGUCCUGAAUAAGCUGUUCAUGGAACAGAUAACCGACCUGAUGGCUACCGGGGAACAUUCUGAGGAACUGGUCGGCUACGGAAUUCAAAUUUCGCGGGUAAAAAUGAGCAGCGACUUCCACGGACUGAACGUGUUCUGGUUCUCGCGGGAUAGCGGUCGCGACAUGGACAUAGGACGUCUGCUGAAGCGAGUUUCGAACGGAUUGCGACAUGAGCUUUCACAGCUUCGGCUCAUGGGACAGGUUCCUAGGUUAAACUUUGUGAAGGACAAAGGGUACGGGUUGAUAACCGAUUUAGACGGAGCGUUAAAAAAGGCAGAUUUCGGGGAAGAUUUCGUCCCGACGGAUGCCACUUUAAACCUGAAAGCAGAAUAUAAGCUAGACUUAACCCUUCCUGAUUCGGUUAGGAAAGAAAUCGGACAACUGGAUAGAACCAGUGUUGACACUCCUCUAGUAGAUGACGAUGAUGACCCGUUACCGGUCAUGCGGCACGAUGUCCUAGGUUUGGACCACGCAGCAAUCAUGAACAAAAUUAACAAAUAUUUGAAUCGCAACAAACAGGCAUGGGCCCAGUACAAUAAGGAAGCCAGGGAAAGUGCUCGCCAAAAAGGAUCGAAAGAAGCUGGUACUGAUGCAGAACAAGCAAUCAAUGGUGGCAUCAAACAAAUACCGUACGAUUCUGAAGGGUGAAUGAUCAAACAUAGAAAAUACAAGCAUGUUCUAGUAGUUCCAAAAUUUUAGAGUUUAUGAAAAUUUAA